Molecule: messenger RNA, 2746 nt
Organism: Condylura cristata (star-nosed mole)
Lineage: Eukaryota; Metazoa; Chordata; Mammalia; Eulipotyphla; Talpidae
Gene: CCDC40
Product: coiled-coil domain containing 40
Exons: 11
Coding region: 1-2685 (894 amino acids)
Biological process (GO): axoneme assembly; epithelial cilium movement involved in determination of left/right asymmetry; heart looping
Cellular component (GO): cilium; cytoplasm
Source: RefSeq, a predicted model, not a curated record
AUGCACCUUCCCGCCGGGUUUGUUUUGUUCCCCGACGGCAGCACAGACGUGGGCGUGGCCUCUCGCGGGCUCCUGGCCUCUCGCGGGCUCCUGGCCUCUCGCGGGCUCCUGGCCUCUCCGCCCCGGGGGCCUCCGGUCGCGUACUCGGGAAUCUGCCUGCUGUCUCAGCUGGAAGAUGCCGGCCCCGGGGAGAGGGAAGAGGAGCCGGAGGCCGAGGCGGAGGCCGAGACGGAGCAGGAGCCGGGACAGGAGCUGGAGCCGGAGCUGGAGCCGGAGCAGGAGCCGGAGCUGGAGCAGGAGCUGGAGCUGGAGCCGGAGCAGGAGCCGGAGCUGGAGCUGGAGCCGGAGGCCGAGACGGAGCUGGAGCCGGAGCAGGAGCCGGAGCAGGAAGGCGACAGGAGCCUGGAGCCCAUCUACGAAGAGGCUGCCGGUGCUCCAGAACAUUCCGAAGGGGAAAUGGCCACCAGCGAGGAGCUCGGAUGGGAAGGAGAAUUCGAAUCCGAUCUGGAGGCCUUGUCCCCUGAGGGGAAAGUCAGCUCCGCGAAUCUGAGUUACUCGGAAGCCAGCCCCGAGGCGCUGGGCCCCGGGGACCCCGGUCUCCCGGCCCUGGAGGAGGCCCCGCCACCAGCAUCACCAGCGUCGGCAGAGGAGGUCACGGCUGCGCAGACCCUGCCGCAGGCCCCAGGGCUCUGUGCGUGCACCCCGAGCACAGCUGCCACGGAGCUCCAGAGGCUUCCCGGAGCCCCGUCCUUCCUGGGUCCUGCCGGGCUGCGGGACGAGGCGCAGGCAGGCCGGCUACGAAGCCAGCAGGGCCGGCGCCCCCCGGGGGGCACCCCCAGGCCCCCAGUGUGCCCCACGCACCGGCCCGCACACGACCUUGGGGAGGUGGCCGCCGGCGCCUGGGGGAGCCCCCUGUCGGACACGUUCCUGGGCCGGCUACAGCAGCUUAGCCCAGAGGAGGAGGCCCUGGCGGAGAGGACGGACUCCGAGGGCAGCGACGACGGGGACGGGUCCCAGCUGGUGGUCCUGGACCCAGACCACGUAAGCGCCGCCCCCGCGGCCGCCCCAAGCCCGCCCCCUCCCGCAUUUGUGGCGCCGGAACAGCGCCAGGUCCUGCCCCCCGCAGGAAUUGGGCAGCGCCCCGGCCGCCGGCCUGUGCCCGCUGGCCUAACAGCCAAAGGCUGCCGGUCUCCGCCGACGGAGUACCAGCACCGGGUCAAGUCCGUGGAGGGGGAGCUGGACGCCUACAAGAAGUCCAUCAUGAAGGAGGAGGAGCGGAACGAGAGGCUGGCCAGCGUCCUGAGCCGCGCGGAGACGGCCACCGGCCUGCUGCAGAGGCUGACCGCGCAGAGCCUGGCCAAGCAGGAGGCCCUGAAGAGCGAGUUCAACACCUACCAGCUGGCCCUGCAGGAGACGGAGGACACGCUGGAGAAGGCCCAGGUGGAGCACACGAUGACCGCGGGCGAGCUGCAGGCCGUGCGCCAGAACAUCCAGGCCGAGCUGGAGCUGCGGCGGCAGAUGGACGCGUCCAUGGUGGAGAAGCUGCAGGAGCAGCUCACCUCCAACAAGAUGACCAAGUACUUCCGCCAGCUCAUCCUGAAGCUGCAGAAAGAGAAGACCAACCUGGUGACACAUCUUUCCAAACUCGACGGCGACAUCGCCCAGGGCACCCUGGACAUCACCAACACCAGCUGCAGGCUGGACGCGCACCAGAAGGUGCUGGCGGAGCUGGACAAGGAGGUGAAGAAGGUCAACGACCUCAUCAGCAACAGCGAGAACGAGAUCUCGCGCCGCACCAUCCUGAUCGAGCGCAAGCAGGGCCUCAUCAACUUCUCCAACAAGCAGCUGGAGCAGAUGCUGUCGGAGCUGGGGGCCCUGGCCUCAGAAGUUAGUUUAAAAGGCCGCUGCCGACACCGGCCCCGCCCCCGCCGGGCCCCACACUGGGCCUUUCAGAGCCGCGGCGCCGUCUUGACCAUGGAGCCCGUCCUAGGUCGAUGUCCUUCCUCUGCGACCGGGGCCAGUGCACGGGCCGCAUGUCCUCCAGCUGCGUGUCCCCCGGCACGGCCAACCCUCUGCCGUGUGUCCCAGGCGCGGCACAGGCAGCUGCUGAAGCGGCAGGAGAAGACCAUCCGCGACAUGGAGCUGGCGGUGGCCCGCAGGGAGGCCGUCACCACGCAGGCCCAGGCCCAGGGCAAGGGUGACCGGCGGCUGCUCACACGCACCGACUUCCACCACCGGCAGGCCGAGCUGCGGCGCAGGAUCCAGGACACGCACAAGGCCGCCGAGGAGUGCUCCAGGACCAUCUCGGAGCUGGAGGAGGCGCAGGGGCUCGUGAGGGACGCCCUCCUGGAGAGGCAGGAGCGGCUGUCCAAGAUGCAGGCGGACACGGACGCGCUGGACGCCAGCGUGAAGCAGCUCGCAGCCCUCAAGCGGCAGAACCUGUCGGAGCUGGUGGCCCUGCAGACGCGCCUGAAGCACCUGCAGGCCGUGAAGGACGGGCGCUACACGCCUCUCUUCCGCUCCAAGCAGGCGCUGCAGGUGGAGCAGAGGCGCCUGGACGACCGGCUGGCCGCGCUGGGCACCGUCCUGGACCACGUGAAGGAAGAGUACCCCCAGUUCCAGGAGGCCCUGCUCAGGGUCAGCCAGGCCGUUGCCAGCAAGCUGGAGGCGCCCGGGCCCUCCUAGCAGCCGCACCCCCAGCCUGGCAGGGUGAUGGGCCCAGGCUGGGCCCGUGGGCCCCUGCAGG